CUGCUCUCAGCUGCAGCCUCCUCCUCUGUUCCCUACGCUUUCUGCUGCCUCCUCCCUCCCCUCCCUCCUCCAGCACCGGCUGCCGUCCUCCCUCUCUCCCUUCAUCCCUAGCCCGGCUCUCACCCGCAGCCCUAGUGGGACCUCCAUGAACACACCAUGAUGACAGGCAUCGCCGCUGCUUCCUUCUUCUCCAAUGCCUGCCGCUUCGGGGGUUGCGGGCUCCACUUCACCACCCUGGCCGAGCUGAUAGAGCACAUCGAGGAUAACCACAUCGAUACAGAUCCACGUGUCUUGGAGAAGCAGGAACUGCAGCAGCCUACAUAUGUGGCUUUGAGUUACAUCAAUAGAUUCAUGACUGAUGCAGCCCGACGUGAACAAGAAACACUAAAGAAAAAAAUUCAGCCUAAACUCUCAUUGACAUUGUCAAGUUCUGUAUCCCGUGGAAAUGUGUCUACCCCCCCACGACAUGGCAGCGGCAGCCUCACACCUCCAGUCACCCCACCAAUCACACCAUCCUCCUCCUUUCGCAGUAGCACUCCUACAGGAAGUGAGUACGACGAGGAAGAGGUAGACUAUGAAGAGUCAGACAGUGACGAGUCAUGGACCACAGAGAGUGCCAUUAGCUCUGAAGCCAUCCUUAGUUCCAUGUGCAUGAAUGGGGGAGAUGAGAAACCAUUUGCCUGCCCUGUUCCUGGCUGUAAAAAGAGAUAUAAGAAUGUAAAUGGCAUUAAGUACCAUGCCAAGAACGGGCAUAGAACACAGAUCCGAGUGCGUAAACCUUUCAAGUGUCGCUGUGGGAAGAGUUACAAGACAGCUCAGGGUCUCCGUCACCAUACAAUCAAUUUCCAUCCACCGGUCUCUGCCGAGAUCAUCAGGAAGAUGCAGCAAUAAAAGCUGAACCCCCCUCCCCGUGCCAAGAAGCCCUCACCAGCAGACGCUGAAUCUGAAACAGCCGCCGUUCCUCUCUUCUUUUCUUUGCCAUUGUAUUUCAGGGGAAGCACUGGCUCAGUAGUAGGAAUUACAGUGCAUGCUUUGGCCCAGCAGCCCCACCUGGUCGGAAUGGUGCAAGUCUAAAGGGAAAUCUCUUUUGCACUUUUGCACAGGUUAUUUUCCAUGCCCAUUCUCAUUACUUUGACAAAGGUGCUAAAAUAAUGAGAUGACAUGAUUAAAUAAGUGUCGUUGGGCAAGAGCCCCAGGUCACCCCCCCACCCCCAGUGCAUAACAUUUAAGGGGGAACUGCCAUAUUAUAAACAGAAAUAUCCACCAAGUUUUAGUGGAUGUUUAAUAGAUCAGCAUUAUUAUUUUGCAUGGUUUACGAAGAGGGGUUUUCCAAAAUGGUACUACACACAAAAGGUGUAAACGACAUGGAAUCAUUGAGCCCAUUUAAAGGCAAAUUGCUUGCUCUUACAAUACACACAAAUGGGUGCACAAAAAACACCGAGCUUUUGUGGUGCAGUUGAAUGAUUGCUGUCUGUCCAUUCAGUGACGUGUAGCUGCCUCUCAGUGCCUCCUGGUGCAGUAAGGGGCCGGCAGCACGAGACAUUAGCUUGCACCAGUGAUAAAUGGAAAUAAGACAUUAAAGGGACCUAAACCCAACCAUAAGGGCUCUGGCACACGGGGAGAUUAGUCGCCCGCGACAAAUCUCCCUGU
Molecule: messenger RNA, 1650 nt
Organism: Xenopus tropicalis (tropical clawed frog)
Lineage: Eukaryota; Metazoa; Chordata; Amphibia; Anura; Pipidae
Gene: jazf1
Product: JAZF zinc finger 1
Exons: 5
Coding region: 157-891 (244 amino acids)
Cellular component (GO): nucleus
Source: RefSeq, a predicted model, not a curated record